UCAUGGCCGGGGAGAUAUUCAUGAGGUUGCCGGCGAAGGACGUCCUCCGCUGUGGUGCCGUCAGCAGGUCAUGGCGUGGCACCACCACCAACAAGGAGUUCCUGCUCGAGCACCACAGCCGCCAGCCGUCGCUCCCCCUCAUCGUCUUCCCUCACGAAACCAGCUCCCUGAUCCGCACGGUUGAUGCCUUCGACAUCCGUCGAGCCCCCGCCGAGCGUCGUCCUGUCCUCGGGUUCAACGACUGCAUCCAUGGUCAAACAUUCAGUAUAUGUGCCUCGUGCGACGGCCUUCUCCUGCUCUCCCUAAUGAACUACGUCCGAUUCAGCAUCGUCAACCCAGCCACACGCCAGUGGCUGGCGCUCCCUCGCCUCGCCGGGGCUAGUGGCAACAUCGCGGGGAUGUACCCAAGCCCAAGCCGUUCCGAUGAGUACCGCAUCCUGUUUUGGAGGGGUAAGCAUGAGGUUCGCAAUGCUGGCUACUACGUCCUCACAGUGGGCUCCUCCCAGAAGCCGAAAUACUUGGGGCUGCCAGCUGCGUCCGCUUGCGUAAAGGAGGCGGUGAUGAAGGCUGGAACGAAUCCAUGCUGGUGGAGUCCACCUGUUCUGCUUAAGGGUUGCCUUCACUGGAACCGCUCAAUAGAUUGGAACCGCAGCCCUUGGAACCGCGGCUCAUGCGAUAGAGUAUUUGUUUUUGACAUACUGGAAGAGUCAUUUAGGUUUAUGACCUCUCCGGACAACGUUAGAGGCUUUCGGGUUUUGUUUCAGAUGGAAGGCAUGCUUGGCAUGAGGUGCUUAGAUACGAACGAGGGGGUUAUGCAAAUAUGGGUACUGCAUGACUACGAGCGAGAGGCCUGGUCACUUAAGUGUCAGAUUGAUUUGCCAACCACAAAGUAUUGGUAUCGUACGAUUAUGUCUGAUAAAAGCGAUAUGCUGGUCUGCUAUUUGGAGUCGUUCUUACACCAACUUCACUACGAUGAUAACGGGAAGUUACUGGAGAAAUUUCAGUGGGAAACACAGUCUCCAGACAUUACUGAACACUGGUUCAAAGAGAGCCUUGUCAGGCAUACUUUUUUCCCAAAGCGGAGAGGUAGCCGUGUGAGACAAGCACGAUUUUUCAGAAUGCUUUAG
This is a messenger RNA of Lolium perenne, 1127 nucleotides long. Its product is annotated as F-box protein At5g18160-like. NCBI's taxonomy places the organism in Eukaryota, Viridiplantae, Streptophyta, Magnoliopsida, Poales, Poaceae. The record is from RefSeq and is a predicted model, not a curated record. Gene Ontology annotation, molecular function: protein binding.